GUUAGAUGCCACUGCUUUGUCAAGCUUUGUAUCAACUGUCCACUUUACAGUCUACCUAAUUUAUACCCCAAGCAGAAUACAUGGUUGGUCUGAAAAUGACGAAAUAUACUGUCCUUAUUUGUGCUGUGUUGAUAAGUGAACUAAUACUCCAAGGGGUUGCACAAUCACAAGACAAAGAAGACUGGAUUGAUCCGUUUGACAUGAUUAAUUUUGACCAUGCUUCUGGCAAGAUGACCCAGCCUGCUCAGAAAGCAGAAGCACCAAAGAAAGCUAAGGAAGUGAAGUCUACAGCAGAGGCACAUGUUCCACUUAAUGGUAGUGGAGGAAUGGCUAAAAACAGAAAAGGAGGUAGUGUCAAAUCAGAAGAGGUGCAGACAACAACUAGCCAAACACCUCACAACAACCAGCAAAGGGAGACAAUCAAGAACACAUCGCCCCCUGAGAGACCUGCACAUCAUAGUCCAGUGUACAAAACAUUGUACAGAAAGCAUGUUAAAAUGUUACUUGCUAAAUGGAACAGCCAGGCAUCAGAGGGUGAUGUGGCUGUUAAUAUGGUUAUAUCCCUGUCAACCAGUGACCUCAGCCUUCUCAGAUCUUUCUGUGAAACAGGUCAUGGACAUGCCUCCGACGUAGAUGAAAUAUUACAGAAGAUGAUCAUUCGUGUGGAUUUACCAAACAGUUCAAAUGCCGAGGGAUAUUUCGAGGUUAAAGCCUUGGGCAUUUCUUUAUCCACUUUGAUACAGAUCCUUGCUAUCAUUGCACUACUCUGUGUCAUUCUUCGGUUUCAAAUGACACUAAAGGCAUCAUGGUUCCAGAUACUCAUUAAACUGGUCUUUCUGAUGUUUUUCAUCAGCGUCCCCUGGACCUGGUAUCAUAUGUAUAAGCAAGAGGAAGCAAGGCAGCAAAGUGAGUUGAUGAAGAAUAUCCCAGAGGUGUGUCUGAAGCGCAAGUUGGCAUGGUAUGAGUUGGUGGCUGAGUAUGCCCGUUCAGCCUUCACGCUGUCAGAGGACCAGUGUGCCAGAUACUAUGAGCAGAUGCUGGUUGACCCCUUCUGGAGAGUGGCACCCACUGAGGCUCUUGCAGUAGCCACUGUGAGGUUUUUUGUGAGCCCAAUGAAGCACAUAGGGAAGGGAUUAAGUGAGUUUAUUAGGGAGAUGUUCCAACACUUGCCCGUCAUUCUGUGGCCUGUUAUACUGGUGUGUGGGAUGAUCAUCCUUAUUCUACUGCUGCUGUUCGUGUUUGGAUACAGCAUCCGUGUGCCCUUCUUCCUCUCUAUAGAGUCCAGUCAGUCUACCAGCUUGAAACACAGACUUGAAGUCAUGACUGCACAGGCGUCAUCAAAGGACAAACAGAUUGAAGCCUUACUUGAUAAACUACAGAGGUCUGACAAAGAGCAUUUGAGUAUUACCAGCUCUGCCCCUCGACUUGAUACGGUGCUCGACGCAGUUCAAGGGCAGAGAACUCUGCCAGAAUCCUCCAGGGCUCACUUGUCAAUUUCAGAUGGCAAUGUACAGGAUAACAGGAAUUGUGUUCAAUCCAUGAGGGUUGAGACCUUGAACUCUGACCUUAUGUCAGCCUUAUCUACCGCAGAACCCAUCAAUCCUGCACUGAUGGAACAUGCCCCAAAAUUAUCAGCUUGCCCUAGUCCCUUAGACGGCAUGCCCACUGAUGUAAGUCAGCCAAAUCUCCAGCCUAGUCCAUUCAAACAGCUACCUUACUCUAACAAUGCCUCCAAACCAGAAAAGACACCAGAGAAGGAGAGUAAGGUAGACUAUUCCACUGGUGAUCACCAAUCCCUGAAGCCUCUCCAAUCAAAUGUGCACAGUUUACCCCAUUCCCAUGAGCCUUCCCAUGUUGAAGACAUACCUGUCAGUAUGACACGGAUGGUGUGACAAAUGGAAGACGUCUGCUGUAGAUCUGCACAUAAAUACCCAUAUGUAGGACUGAUUUUGAAUGGCUUUGGAGAUUUACAUAAGGUAUAAAAUGCAUAGUUAAAUUUUUAUCAUGUUACUUAUUUGCAUGAAGGAAGAAAUGUGAAAAAAUAUGUAAGUUAUUUUUUGUAAUAAUUCUUGUUUUGUGUUUUAAGUGCUUCAGUGUAGAGUUCAUGUGACUUUGUGUUAGACAGUGGUCUUUGGUAAGGUAAGCAGGCUGAUGAAUAUUGAGCCUGUAAUACUUUAAUACUGCCUCUCUUACCAGUGUGAUUUAAUGAUACUGUACAUGAGUGAUGGGGAGGGAGUCAUGGGAGAGUGGUUAAGGUGCUGCUUUUUUGCUCACUGAGUGCUGGUUCAAUGCAGGCAUUAGACAUUUCCUUUGUGAUAGCUAAUGUCUGUUUAAAAUGACUUGUCUUCACCAAUAUGGUGUACAUAUCUUCCCGUCACACAUAGGUAGGAGACCGGCCCAGGUAGCACGGUAGAGCAUCUGCUUUGGGAGCGGUAGAUCCAGGGUCAGUCCUGGGUCCAGUCACACCUAAGACCUAAGUUGUAACUUCCUCGCUUGGCGUUCAGCAUGAAGGGGAUAGUGCAACUACUGGUUAACCCAUAUCAGUAUAAUGGCUCGGGCGGGGCUGCUUACUUGCCUUCAGUAAGGCGUCUCAGUGAAGUAGAACUAGAUAAAAGAGCGGUGGAAAUCCGUCCUGCAACAAGUAGGCACAUUACAUGCUUUCUAAAGAUUCCUUCGUCAUCGUGCGACUGAAAAAUUGACGUUAAACCCCAAGCACUCACCCACUCAAAGGUGGUUUUACUUUAGGGACUGGCAGCUUACAUGCAGUCAGUGACUGUUUUUACUGAUCUUUACUAAGUUUAAAGGUUUGUUUUAAGUUUUAGAAGUGUUUACUAUCUUUUUCGAUAUUGUCCAUUUUUGAAAGAAGUCAGCUUGCACAUGUACUGCUGUUUAUUAAUUUUACGACCCCAGUUUGUGUAAGUUCAGCAUGCAUUGUGGAGUUCUCUUCACUCCAUUGAAUUCAUUUGUCAGAAUAUGCAAUCAGAAAGGUAACAAACGUGUGUAUACAUUAUUUACAGAAGAUUUGUUUAUUUCACAGAAUACUUUAUGAGGUAUCUUACAUCUGAAAAAAAGAGCAUGGGUAGUGGUAGCAAUAUUUUGUUUAAUUUUUAUGGCCUCUGUAAUAUUUUUUGUCCAUACUUUGUGUUAUAUUUCUGUACAUUCUGCCAGUGACUUUCUGGUACAUGCAUCUCAGACCCAUUGCACCAUCUACUUAAUGUGGCUUGUUGUCAGGGCUCUUAAUUUCGUUUAUGUUCUGUGUUCCAAGAUUAUUGUGUACGUUCCCAAAGUGUCCCAGGUGUUCACACUGUUCUAUACUUGUACAUACAUUUCUGCUGUUGACUAGAACGAGGCCUGCAUCUGUGUGUAAUAUUUUGUUGAUGUUUUCAGUUAAAAAAAAAAAACACAAAAGUGGGUGUAUUUGUUAUAUGUUC
Messenger RNA from Liolophura sinensis, 3431 nucleotides. RefSeq names its product chloride channel CLIC-like protein 1. Gene Ontology annotation, cellular component: membrane; endoplasmic reticulum. The transcript has 8 exons. NCBI's taxonomy places the organism in Eukaryota, Metazoa, Mollusca, Polyplacophora, Chitonida, Chitonidae. Gene Ontology annotation, molecular function: chloride channel activity. Bases 81 to 1892 code for a protein of 603 amino acids. The record is from RefSeq and is a predicted model, not a curated record.